AUGGCCAAUCCACGCUACACCUUGACUGAUUCCGAGCGUGUGGCUGUCAUCGCUUUGAAGGAAGUCUGUGAAACAGAAGGCAUUGCAUACAGCAAUCUAUUUGAGUUGGCCAAGUAUGUUCUGGUGGUGCAGUCUUCCUUUCCAGACUCUGAUGAGAAGGCACCCCAGAAGCGGCUUGAAAAAGCAAAGUCAUUACUGAGAAAGAGGAACUCAUGGUUAAAGGCCAAUGAUCUUGAAACCGUCGACCCCAUGGCAGCACUUGAGGAUUUGUACAAAGCCUGUCCAAAAUUCUUUUACACCAAGUAUACGCACGACAAAGAUGGAAGAGUUGUGGUGGGUCAUGAUCAGGUUCACGCCCCGGCUGAUUACAUGUACAAAAGCAAAGAGAACAUGACCACUUUUUUGGCUGCAGAGCAGUUGAGGAUGAACAUGGGUGCUGUUGAUUUGGAAGAAGCUCGUCUUGGGUUCUGCAUCGUUGGAAUUUUAGAUGGAAAAGGAUCUGCGAGUGGUGCUGUUCGCUACAUUCGGAUGUCAACCAAGUCCAAAGAGAAUGUGAAGGGCAUGCAUCCACAUCGAAUUCGAAAGAUCUAUUGCGAAGUCCCUUCUUUGUAUAUGUAUGCUGCCCGUGCUUGUAUGGCCAUUCUACCAAAGAAGAUUGUGGAAAGAAUCCUGCUUUUUAGUAGCUUGCCUGCAUUGGAGAAUCAUAUGCAGACCAAGGAAACAAUCCCCAAUACAAAUGUCUUGGAAUGGGCAAAAGCACGCCAGGCCAAGUACCUCGAAACAUUGGAGAGGCUGUCCCUUUGA
Molecule: messenger RNA, 804 nt
Organism: Seminavis robusta
Lineage: Eukaryota; Bacillariophyta; Bacillariophyceae; Naviculales; Naviculaceae
Source: the annotation of a GenBank genome assembly